AGUGGGGAAAAGAGGCGACUUGUGCCUUUGUCCAACUCAAAAGUUUCAUUCCACACGUGCACUGCGGAGCAUCAGCAUCUAAUCCACAUCAUAAAACAUCAGAUUUUUUCCUAGUUUCCUCUCCGCAGCAUCAACAUCCUGAUCGUCUCAUUUGAUUUAUCGCGAUUUAUAAUUAGACUAUAAAUUAUUUCGUGGUUAUUUGAAAAUUGUGAGACACAGAGGAAAAAAGAAAUUUCCCGUUGAUUUAUACCGUACUGAAAUACUUCAUAGAGAUGGAACCGAUUAUAAAGGAAUCCAACUCUUCAACCAGCCAGACUAGUCAAAGUCAAAUAAAAAAUGAUAGAAGGGAGCACACAGCAGACUUUUUCUCUAACUGUCUACAUUUUUACGAGUCUUCGUGGAUGUAUGAUUGUACAAUAAGAGUCGGUGCAUUGCAAGGCUCUCAGCCUUUCAAGUGCCAUAAGUUGAUUCUCUCAGCAGCCAGUGGCAUAUUCUAUACCAUGUUCAACAGUCAGUUCAAAGAGGCUCAGUUAGGACCGGACGAUGCAAUUUUAAUUGAGGACGCAUUGCCAGAAAUUUUCAAUGCUGCCAUGAGAUUUGUCUAUGGCCGGAAAGCUGACUUUGGAGAUGAGAUAACUGCUGCUCGGCUGUACCAAUUUGCCCACAAAUGGCAAAUCCAAAGCCUCUUAGAAGCCACUGACCUUUUUCUGAGAGAGCCCUUGCCUGAAAAUGUUGCCUUCGUCUACGAUGUUUUUAAGCUGCUCAGAAAUGAAGAAGGCCUGAAGAGGUGCAUGAAGGUCAUCAAAAUGAAGACUCCUUAUGUAAUCAAAAGUCCUUACUGGGAAAAUGUGUCGUUGGAAACAGUGAUGGAUGUGUUGGGUUCAAACACCCUUUCCAUUUCCAAUGAAUGCAGUUUACUUGAAGCCCUCGUUCUGUGGGGAAUGUCUCGAGUAAAAACCCAAGGUGGGCCUUUGUCUGGUGAGGAGGUGAGGAAGGCCAUUGAUGAGCCCCUGAAGUGGAUUCGCUUCUUAACAAUGGAUCAAGAGAAAUUUACCAGUUUUUGUUUGAAAUGCAGCAGUCUAGAAAUUCUAACUGCCAAAGAAAGCAUGCAAAUUUUUAUGAGCUUAUCUACCAAAAAUGAUACUCUCUUGCCAGAAAAAUUCAGCCACAACAGAGACUGGAGAUUUUCUCUUGAUAUGGCAACUUGGGUGCCCUUGCCCACAUCUUUAGAAAAUGAUUAUGAUGCACCAUGCUACUUAGAAUUCAGUGUAAGCGCAGAUGUAUUUUUUGUGGGAUUUCGUUUUUUGGACUUUCACGAUUCUAAUUAUCAUUUCAAGCCGGACGCAUCGUUUGAAUUAUGUAGUGAAAGUGGAAAAAUCUGUGAAGGAACCACAAAAAAAGAUUUUGACCCUAACUUGUAUUGCUGCUUGGUCAAACCCCAUGCCCUUGUAAAGGAUGUGAAAUACAAAAUCUUUGUUCAUUAUUACAACCUGCCCGAAGAUAGCUAUUCGUUCCAAGUCUUUGUAAGCCAAUUUGUCACAGAUGAAAACAUCACAGUUAGCUUGUCUCAAACCUGCAGUAUGGCCGGAAUCUGUUCUUUAAUUUUUUGGUCGGUGCCUUAAAGAAAAAGUUCAUUUGUACUUAAGAUAUUAUUUGUAUUGCAAAAUUAUUGCUUGUAUAACAGAAACUCAAUAAAUAAUGUAAUCAUCUGUUAUAAUUUGCUCCAAU
Messenger RNA from Neocloeon triangulifer, 1728 nucleotides. Its product is annotated as kelch-like protein 41. The transcript has 5 exons. Gene Ontology annotation, molecular function: protein binding. Lineage: Eukaryota; Metazoa; Arthropoda; Insecta; Ephemeroptera; Baetidae. Gene Ontology annotation, cellular component: cytosol; P-body. The coding region runs from base 273 to 1622 and encodes 449 amino acids. Gene Ontology annotation, biological process: neurogenesis. The record is from RefSeq and is a predicted model, not a curated record.